AUGGUUCCAUCGUUUUGUGUCAAUGGUUGUGGUUUCUAUGCUUCUUCUUCAAACAACAACCUAUGUUCAAAGUGUUACAAUGAUUAUCUCAAAGAAAAUAUUGAGAAAUCAAAUGAUCAUGAAAGUUGUGUUUUUAAAUCAACAUCUUCUUCUUCAAUGACCCAUAAUAUUGAUAGUAUUUGCGAGGUUGUGGCAGCUGCUUCUCUUACCGACAAUCAAAACAUAAAGAUAGAGAAAAAUAGGUGCAAGAGUUGCAACAAAAAAGUGGGACUAUUAGGGUUUAACUGUCGUUGUGGAAAUGUAUUUUGUAAAAUGCAUAGAUAUCCUGAAGAACAUGCAUGCAAGGUGGAUUUAAAGAAGAUUGGUCGUCAAAUAUUAGAUAAUCAAAAUCUUUUAUGUGUGAGUGAUAAGUUAAGACAUCGAGUCUAG
Lathyrus sativus (Indian pea) is the source of this 429-nucleotide messenger RNA. Lineage: Eukaryota; Viridiplantae; Streptophyta; Magnoliopsida; Fabales; Fabaceae. The record is from the annotation of a GenBank genome assembly.